This is a messenger RNA of Nezara viridula (southern green stink bug), 324 nucleotides long. The record is from the annotation of a GenBank genome assembly. Lineage: Eukaryota; Metazoa; Arthropoda; Insecta; Hemiptera; Pentatomidae.
AUGCAGAUCCAUUGGAGCCUAUCUCCAUCGAUAAUACAGGAUCAUCCUGAGGAAGGACACUCGACAGGACAGGAAGAGGAUCAGCUGGGGAGGAAGUGCCCGCCCAGCUGCGCCACCCGACACCCCACUAUCGGCUUUCACCGUCGAAUAUUCCGAGGAUGGCACCCCGAAGAUAUCACCCAUGGCUCACAGCCCAGCGAAGUGUCUGAAGUAUCCAAAGUGAUCCAAUUUCCUGGGAGACUAUCCCUUUAUCGCACCGAUAGCGCUAGGCUUAAUGGCAACGGUUCGUUCACAGCCCAACCGACCGAAAAUAUCAGCGGCUAG